AUGGCCUACAACGCUCGCAUGAGCAUGGCUGGCUCACAACAGCACAAUAAUCGGUCUCGCAAGAAGGAAGACGACAAUGACGCAUUGAUGCGCCUGCCCGACAAGGAAAUUGCAGGAUGUAUCAAUGAUAUUGGAAUCCCCUUUACUGCCGCCGACCUGUUAAAACCCAAUGCGCAACAAAUUCAAAUGGUGUUCGAGUGGUUUGCAGAGCUUCUCAUGAACAUUACGCGCGAAACGGUUGAACCGGCGAUGCAUGCUGCCGCCGAGGACAUCUGUGGCGACUACCCCGAUAUUGUUCCAAACGACACGCGCAACCUUAUGGGAUUCUUUGUGAGCAUUCGGACCUUGCUGGCCGAGUGUGGAGUCAAUGACUUUACCUUCACUGAUCUCACGAGACCAACCCAUGACCGACUUGUGAAGAUUUUCUCAUACCUCAUCAAUUUUGUCCGCUUCCGCGAAUCGCAAACCCCGGUGAUAGAUGAACAUUUCAACAAGACCGAGAAGACCAAGGCGCGGAUCGACCAACUUCUAGCCGAGAAUCAAGAGAUGCAGCAACGACUGGCCGAAAUGCGCCGGGAUCAACAAGCCAACGAGAUUCAAGUACGAGAGAAGGUCGCGCGGAAUGAUGCGCUUAAGGCUCGGCUUCGUGAGUUGGGAGCCGAGCAAUCUCGUGUGGCAGAGACCCUCGAUCGCGUCAAAGGAGAAAGGGGGCGGCGGCAACAGCAACUGGAAGAGAAAAUGGAGAGGACGGUCAGGGCGCGACAAGAAGCUGAAAAAUUGCGGCCCUACGUCCUGGAAUCGCCUGUCACACUUCAAACAUCGUUGACCGAGCUGGCCGAGAAUUUGAUGCGCGAGAAAGCGCAGAUCGAUUCGAUGGAAAGGCGUGCUCGCGCACUUCAGACCUCAUCUGAUACCUUCACAGUCGUUUCAAAUGAUGUACAAGCUUGCGUCAAAUUGCUCGAGGAUAUUUCCAGCGAGCUUCAGAAGGAGGAGGAAGAAGAAGCACGCGCAGCGCGAAACAAGGAUGCGAUCUCAGACAAAGGGAAUACUGUCCGAGAAGUUGAACAAACGGAGAAGCUACUACAGCGGCAAUUAGCUCGUUGGCAAGAGCGCAUUGAGGCGUUGCGCAAAUCGGCACAGGAAAAGGCCGAGGCUGCACAAAUUCGAAUGGAGGAACUUCGAGCCGUCCAGAAACAGCUCCGCGAGGAGCGAGCCGAAAAACAGCGAGACAUGGAACGAAGACGCAUUCGAAUUGAGCAGACAGAAAAGAAGAUGGUCGACCUCAAAGAGAAUAUCGAGAGCGAGAUUCAAGCGGCUCACGACCAGUACCUGAAGCUUGAAUCGCACAUUAAACUCUAUAUCACAGAGAUGGAAAAGUCACUGUGA
Messenger RNA from Penicillium diatomitis, 1386 nucleotides. RefSeq names its product kinetochore-associated Ndc80 complex subunit NUF2 (gene nuf2). The record is from RefSeq and is a predicted model, not a curated record. Gene Ontology annotation, molecular function: protein-containing complex binding. The transcript has 4 exons. The coding region runs from base 1 to 1386 and encodes 461 amino acids. NCBI's taxonomy places the organism in Eukaryota, Fungi, Ascomycota, Eurotiomycetes, Eurotiales, Aspergillaceae. Gene Ontology annotation, cellular component: kinetochore; Ndc80 complex. Gene Ontology annotation, biological process: attachment of mitotic spindle microtubules to kinetochore; meiotic chromosome segregation; kinetochore organization.